AUGGCUGCCAGUAAAGAGGUCAAGUCUCUUCUUAAAUCAGCUCGUUCUGCUCUAGAUAGAGAAGACUAUCCUGAGGCUAUCAAACAGUGUCAGGCUAUAUUCUGGCAUGAUGACACUCAUUACCUUGCUCAUGUGUUGUGUGGUAAAGCUCAUUUACUGUUGAAAGAAAUAGGAGAGGCCAGACACCAGUACAGGAUAGCAAUAACCUCUAAUGAGAAGGAAAUACUGGCCUGGAAGGGCUUGGCAGAUUUGUAUGAUAAGUACAGCCCAGGGGAUAAAGAUGAAAAGUUGGUAGCAAUAAAGACUUACAGUUAUAUACUAAACACUGUGACUGGAGAUGGAGAAAAAGAAUUCAAUUUAUAUUGUAAACUUGCUCCAUUAUAUGUGGAUGUAGGCCAAUUAGAAAAGACCCAGUGGCAGCUAAUUGAAGGCAGUUAUAAAUCCUUCCUUUCUUCUCUGACAGAGACUAAGAGGAUAGAGAUACAAACAUUAUUCAUUAGCUCCUGCAUGGAAUGGAUUAAGUUAGUGGAAGAUGAAGAAGUGAUUGAUAGUUUAUUGAAGACGGUACAAGAGGAAUGUGAAAUCUUAGAAAGUAAAGAGAGCCAAGAGACAUUACUCCAGCUGGAGAUAUGGAAGUGUUUAAAAGGAACAGUCUCUUCACCAGACUCCUGUGAGGGCUGGUUCGUAUCAUGUGUUUGCCACAUGAAGGCACACAACUAUGAAGUUGUCAUUAAUAAUGCUUGGAAAGGAUUAGAAGCUUUGGGAAGUUUGCCUUGUUUCAUACGGAGACAAGUAACGUGUUCAUUCCAUCUUUUAUUAAUUGAGGCUCAACUCCUAGAGGGUAAUCAUAAACAAGAGGCAUUGACUUUAUGUGAAAAAUUGUACAGUGAGUCAUGUGACUGUCAUGUGAUCAAACUGUACGUUAAGGCUCUCAUUGCUAAUGGAAUGAUACAUGAAGCUGAAGGAAUUAUUAAUGAUAAAGCUUCCUCACUGAACGAAGAGAAAGGAAUACUGAAUGAAUUAAAGGGUCAUUUAUUUGUGGCUAGAGGUAAUUUCGAUCAAGCACAUGACAAUUUUCAGUUAGCUAUAAAUGAGUGUUCUCAGCUCAGUGAGUAUCAUUAUUGGGCUGGUUAUACUGACUGGUAUAAUGGAAACAGAACAAAGUCUUAUCCUUCACUGGUGAAGGCAGGUCAGUUGGAUAGUUAUAACCCAGCUGUAUUUAAUAUGCUGGGACGCUAUCAGAGAUACGUUGCUAAUGAUAUCAAUCGUGCUGUUAAAUGUUAUAAAAAGGCAUUUACUAUUAAUCCUGGUCUCACUGAGGCAGGGAUAUCAUUAGGGGAGUGUCUGUCAGCAUUGGGUGAAGAGGAAUCUGCUUAUGAAGUUUAUGUCAAAAUUACAGAAAAUUCUCCACCUACAGAGGUAGCAGCUAUGCAACAGUUGAUUGGUCUAUUAUCUGAAGCUGUUGCCAGCUACACACGAGUCCUUGAGCUGCAGGAUGAUUAUGUACCAGCUUUGAAAGGUAAUGGAGGAAUAGUUGAGAAUUGUAGAGCUGAGAGCUAUUACAAGUUAUCACUGCUAGCCAUCAAUAAUGUACUGGACUCCAAAGCUGUCUCCUAUGUAUCACUUGCUCUUAUUGAUCUAUCCAAAGCAGUAAAGCUAAAACCCUCAUUCAUUAGUCUGUGGAAACUGAUUGGAGAUUCUUGUCUCUCCUUAUAUGGCAUUGCCGAAACUGUUGCUAGGGUCAGUGUUCCUUCCGAGUUGCUAGGCAACA
This is a messenger RNA of Amphimedon queenslandica, 1771 nucleotides long. Its product is annotated as tetratricopeptide repeat protein 37-like. Lineage: Eukaryota; Metazoa; Porifera; Demospongiae; Haplosclerida; Niphatidae. The transcript has 20 exons. Gene Ontology annotation, cellular component: Ski complex. Gene Ontology annotation, biological process: nuclear-transcribed mRNA catabolic process. The annotation marks the transcript as partial. Gene Ontology annotation, molecular function: protein binding. The record is from RefSeq and is a predicted model, not a curated record.